Lactuca sativa (garden lettuce) is the source of this 552-nucleotide messenger RNA. RefSeq lists its product as uncharacterized. The record is from RefSeq and is a predicted model, not a curated record. NCBI's taxonomy places the organism in Eukaryota, Viridiplantae, Streptophyta, Magnoliopsida, Asterales, Asteraceae.
UCAUUGAGUCAAUAGAGUUCUACGCAGGUUCGACUCGUUCCUUCUUCCUUCUGCAAGAGGCCAAGAGGAGUGUGUGCAGUUCUGGAUCAGACGUGGAACGCCGUCGUCUCAUCUUCACCAGCUUGCCUUUACUCUUUCGCUUAAACGAAUCCGCAUCAGAGCCGACUAAGAGGAAGAACUCCGAACCCUCUAUAUCUGUUCCCGAGGUUCAACAAACAUGUCGGCGCUGUUCAAUUUCCAUUCGUUUCUGACGGUGGUGUUGUUGGUAAUCUGCACUUGCACUUUCUUGAAGAUGCAGUUUCCUGCUAUCCUUGAACAGAAAACCGGAUUUCGGGGCUUCUUUUGGAAAGCUGCAAGAAUAGGUGAACGAUUGAGCCCAUGGGUAGCGGUUGGGUGCUUCACAAUGGGCGUAUCGAUCAUAUUUUUCUAAGUGACAUUAACAAUACCUGUCAAAUUUACAUCCAUCUCUAUUUUUUUUUUUUUUUUACAUAAACUAGUUUGUAAUGCCUAAUGAACAAUUUAUUAAAGUUGAUGUCAUUGUCAUUUACUUUA